UUCAAAUCCUGCAUCUGGCUACUACUUGCCCCUUAUGUUUCCCCUUCAACAUUGUCUAGAUAAUCAGAUAACCAUUUCUUCAAUACCUCAACUCGCCCGCACAGAGCUCUUGUCGUUGCACAAUGCCUCGGGCUUCUCCCAUUCUUGCCAAGGCGCUCGAGCCUGGCGCUACCAUCGCCUUUAUUUCUCCCUCACUACGGCUGAAUGAUGUGAUGUCCGCCACGGUCUCGCGCGCAACCAACGUGCUGACGAGCCGGGGGUACAAGGUGCGGGAGCUGUUUACGCGCGACACAGGGAUCCAGUCGUGCAUAGCGAACCGGCUCUCGGAGAUCCGCACCGCCUUCAUGGACCCGACAAUCUCGGCCGUCUUCUGCACCAUCGGCGGCUCGACCUUCACCGAGCUGCUACCCGCCCUUUUGGCCGACACGGAACUCCACGAGGCCAUCCGCGCCAACCCCAAGAUCGUGGUCGGCUACUCGGAUAUCUCGGGCCUGCACUGGUUCCUGUACGCCGUUGCCGGCCUACGCACCUUCUACGGGCCCGGCCCCAUCUGCGAGCUGGGCGAGGCCAGCUCGUCCGACGAACCCUCCUCCGCCCUUGCCUUUUGUGUCCGCAACCUCUUCGCCGCUACCGCCUCGCGCGAGCCCAUCGGCGACGUCGAGCGCUCGCUGACGUACGCGCCAAAGGUGGACGCAUGCUACAACGACCCGGCAUCCCUCACGCCUCCGGACCUGCUGCCCUCCCCGGCCUGGACGUGGCUGCGCGGCGGCAAGGCGCAGGGGCGCCUUUUUGGCGGCUGUCUGACCGUGGUAGCGCGGCUGGCGGGCGUGCAGGCCAUCGUGCCCGACUGGCGCAGCCGGAUCGUGUUCCUCGAGACGGCGGCGGGCGACGACGACUCGGGCAACCCGCUGCCGCGCGUCCAGGCCGGCUUUGCCGAUCUGAUCGCGCAGGGCGUCUUCGAAGAGGCGGCAGGCUUAGUUGUGGGUCGCCCGUUUGGCUACCGUGCGGAAGCGGCUCUCGCCAAGUAUGCGGGCGUCAUCACGGGCCUGCUCUGCGAGGGCCGCCUGGCUGCCAAAAACCCGUUCCCCAUCCUGUUCAAUAUCGACAUUGGCCACACCACGCCCAUGGUCACGUUGCCGUUUGAUGCCCUGGCUGAGCUGGAUUCUAGCAAGGACCGGUUUGCCAUUCUGGAGUCGGGGGUUGCAUGAGGGACCGGGUGCCGAAUAAUUAAUUCCUGCUUUUAAGCCUAUCCGUUUUAAGCUCCUAGAAUCUUGAUGAGUGCAUAGACUAAGCGAGUAUCUACAUUGAGUUCUAAAAGUCAGAGACAGUUAUUAUCGCACGCUAGUGCAAUUUGUACCAAGGCCACAAUUACUGGGCGGGAUGGAACAAUCGCGCAUGUAAAUAGGGUUGCUAAGUACCUAAGCUCCAAUUUUGGAUAUUGAAACA
Molecule: messenger RNA, 1446 nt
Organism: Lasiosphaeria miniovina
Lineage: Eukaryota; Fungi; Ascomycota; Sordariomycetes; Sordariales; Lasiosphaeriaceae
Product: peptidase u61 ld-carboxypeptidase a
Exons: 1
Coding region: 123-1208 (361 amino acids)
Source: RefSeq, a predicted model, not a curated record